This is a messenger RNA of Rhopilema esculentum, 6726 nucleotides long. Its product is annotated as EF-hand calcium-binding domain-containing protein 9-like. The record is from RefSeq and is a predicted model, not a curated record. Lineage: Eukaryota; Metazoa; Cnidaria; Scyphozoa; Rhizostomeae; Rhizostomatidae. Gene Ontology annotation, molecular function: calcium ion sensor activity; calcium ion binding. Gene Ontology annotation, cellular component: cytoplasm.
GGUAGCAAAACCACACAACAAACAAAAGGAAAUAACAUAAUUUGGCCGCUUUCUGAUACAGGGCCGUCGCUGGGGAGGGGGGAGGGGGGAGAAAGCAUACUGUAGUGAUACCAAUUUAGAGCAGGAAUAAAAUCAUAAAAAGAGUGGGAUUUGCUGCAUACCUGACACAAUUUAUAUCUGCUUGGUGUCCCUCGAAACUUUGAACGCAUUGUCCGGUUCGAAUGUCCCACACACGGACAGUUUCAUCACAGCCCUGUUCAAUAAAAAGUCGUAAAUUCAAAAAUAAGAAAUUCAAAAGAACAAGAGGCUCCUUGCGAAAUGGAGGGGGCCAAUGGAAUAACAGUUCCCACAGUUUUCAGUAAAGCAUAUUGUUAAUGUUUUGCUUUAUGGCCUUACUUUAAUCCUGUACCCUUCCUGUAAAUUUGCUUUAAUCCAGAACAACAGGCCUAGCCAAGCACUGCUUCCAAGGGCCCUUCAAGCAUUGCAUCUUGAGAGGGAUAUGAUACUCCCAAAAGUCUUCGAAUAUAAGCCCAUUUUACCAUGUAAUAUUGUACCCUCCCCGACCGUCUUGACAUCACCCGAAAAUCAUAUGUCCUGGUCGGGCCCAAUAAUUCAAAUAUUCGAAUUUGUUUCCAAAUACAAUUGUUAGUACAUAGCAAGUGAAUUUUUGUGAAUGGUUUUUAUGUCAAAUGAUCCUCUAAAGUGUCGUUUGUUUAUGAAAAUAGCAAAUUAUCACUGAUUGUAAGAUAUCAUCUUUGAGACGAUAUAGACAGCGUUAUUAAAAGAGAUUGACCAUCCUGAUCAAUCGUCAACUUUAUUCUCUUCAAAGAAUCAUUCUGACGUUUUCAGAUUCUGAAGUGAGUACGACAAAAACGUUUCAAGUAGCAUGAAAUUGUUGUCCGGUGAAGUCCUAUCGCUUUCAACCAUCGUAAAGACUUUAUAACAAAUUUUGAUUUCAUAUGCUGGUUUUUGCGUCCAAAUCAUUAUUCCGGUAUCUUUGGGGUAGAGUGAUAAGGGGGGAAGGGUCUGUAGGGGAAGGGUCUGUAGGGGUGUCUCACCGCCUCUACAGGAUUGAAAUAGGUGGACUGAAAACAAUCUACAAUGCAGACGAGUUGAUCCUGAUUGUUGAAAAUAUAACAUUUUGUUUAUUUUUCUUACAAUGGUUUAGAAAAGUCAGUAUAUUCUCAUCAAGAGUUGGUCCUACCUAAGGUCACACACACCCACAAAAUUUUCUACUUUUAGACUAGUUUCACUCCUUAGUAUCGACAAAAAGGAAAUGAUACUUACAGCGGAAACGAAGAUGGCACCACCAAUCUUUGAUGAAAAGUGAAGGCUAAACAAUAACAAUGGAUAUUUUUAAGGAUAAGGAUUAAAUAUGAGAUUAAGUGGAGCAAGAUCGUAAAUGAAGCUUCUAAAAAAGUUCUGAGAUUUAGAAAGAGAGGGAUUUUAAGCCUGAAGCGGACUACCAUUAGACAAGUUGACUAGCAAAUUUGUGACAAGUCGGAGAGAAAUUUAAAAGAAGGUACAAGAGUUUAACUAUUUUUGACGAAUUUCAGUCAGAUAGAGUACAGUAGCUUUUGCACCAUCUCAAAGAAAUAAGAAAAAUUAAUUUGGCAACAAACACUGCAAAGUAACACAUUCUCUCGGAGAUAUGAUAACAAAUUUCCUAGCAUAAACAUUUGGUUGAAAUCUACUUCAAGACAAAUCAUCACAUAUUUAGAAAAUAUAGUUAGUAAAGCAACUAUGGUGCAAACAACGUUACAAACCUCAAUACGUCCGCUGUGUGGCCUUUAAAAGCUCUUAUCAUCGUUGCUGAUUCAACAUCCCAAAGAGCACAUGUCGUAUCACCGCUUCCUGUCAAAAUCUGCAUUAAAAAAAGAUAAAUGAAUUGCUUUUAAUGAAUGCGACUGCUUUUAAUGUACAACCCCGGGAAACAAUGAAAACGCGAAAUCACGCGGGAUUCUGCGUGUCUUCGACCAGUUCGAAUUUAGCGAUUUUUCAUUCGCCAAUAGAAUCAUAAAAUUCGGAGGUUGAACAGAAAAAAUUUCAACUUUUAACUUGAUUACUGAAACAACUGUUAAUUUUUCAACAACCACUUGAAAAAUGAAAGUGGCAUCACCGUUGCUGGACAAGCUGCAUCUUCAAAAAACCUACUGCUUGCUGCCAGGUCGUAAUGUGAAACUCGUUUACGAAUUUUUCAAACUACUUGACAUCCACAACCAAAGUUCGUUGAACGAUGUACAGUUUUUGACGUUGAUGAAACAUUUUACGGACCUGGAUGAGAGCCACAUAUACAAAGUAUUUGAUAUGCUGGACACUGACUGUUCGGGGUCCAUUGAUUUCAAUGAGUUCUAUCUACUCGUAUGCAUUUUGAUAGCGGUGAAGGACAAUAUGAUUAAAUCUUUUAUUUACAGGCAUUCUAGGACGGUUUUUGAUCUGCUGGACGAAGAUAACAGCGGCAGUAUAUCUGCACACGAGUUUGAAUCUUUUGGGUUUUUGUUCAACAUGCAUAAGGACUGCAUAAGGGACAUAUUCGCAGAAUUUGAUGUCUCCGGCGACCAAAACCUCGAUUACUCCGAGUUCAAGAUGUUCGCCAUGGAGUGUAUUGAUCGGCAGCUCGACCGAGAAACGGAAAAGAAGGGAAUGUUGGAGUCUGGAAAUUGUCAGAUACUUUGAGCCUCUACAUUGAUGACUAAUCUAAAGUUCCUCCAAAGAGCUGCAAUCGUUGUAAAAAUGUCGGGAAAAGCUGCACACAGUUAUGAACAGUUUAAAAAAUUGUUUCCAAUCCCCUGCAAAAAUUUCAAUUUUCGAUACUUUAUACCUGUGAAAUCUGAUUAAGAAAAAUUGUCUAAACCCCUGUACUUAAUUGAACGAAGUUUUGUACGGGUGGGGAAGAAGUAUUUCGCAGCAACAUUGAUAACUUUAGAAAGUAGUUUUACUCUGGUGUCAUCAACUUUUGAACCGGGCCGUCGCUAGAUGCCGUGCUCAAGUGGAAAGAGGGGUGGCCUGGCCCAAAGUGAGCAAGUCAUCUCCUGUUUGCCGACAAUUUUCAAAAUUUGCCACUAGAUAGAAAAAACUCCACGAUUUUGCAACGGAAAGCGGGUGUCACACCAAACGUACCUUCUAUCUGGCCUCCCUUUAAACCUGAUUUUUUUGCGGUGCUUCAACUUUUUUUGGCAACAGUUCUACUUACAGGUUAUCACCUCAAGUUCAAAAUCCCAUUUAGUACAAUCAUUAGACGAGAAAUACUCAAAACGACAACAAAAAUCCCACAUUCUCAAGGCAACCUUACUCUUGCAUUUGAUUUCUUCAAGAAACUUGAUAAAAUAUAAAAAUUUCCUAUGAAAUUUAUUCAAAAUAUUGAAAACCAAACUUGAUGUUUUUUACCUGAUGAUCUGACUUUGUGAAGGAGCAGCACGUAACAUGACUUGCAUGCGUGGCAACAUGUUUUGGCUCACUAUUUUCAUUUUCAAUGAGACUAACAUUGUAAAUGGUGCAGCGAUUGUCGAGCCCCCUGUAGAAAAGAAAGGUACAUUUUUUAUAUCGUUUAAUUCUUUUAAAAAAUAUUUUUAGUAUCCAGCUUUCCUUUCCAAUUAUAAAUUCAGGUUUCUGACGGGGUUAAUUUAAACUUCUGACUGGGUAUCAUUUCAAAAUCUUGUCCCUAAGACCCCACAUUACUACCCUUACAUUGAAAAGCAACAAUUGGUUCAAUGAAAAGAUAGAACUUUACUUUUUGCAAAACGAUUCUCAAAAUAAUUAAUGAAUUAUGUAGGCACAGGCUAUUUGAAUGCAUUAGUUUCUAUCUCACUUUGCCUGGCUAUGUUCAACUUAAUGAAAAUCAACUCUACUUCUUCAUAUAGUCUAUGCCUUUUAUCUGAUAUUCAACUACAAACAAUCUAUAGUGUUCAAAAAAGCGAAAUCCUCUUUUCACAACAUUGCUUCCAAUCGUGCUGACACGACGGAAUGCGAACUCUCGUCCUCAGUCUCUUUUAAUGAUUCUAGCUCUGCAUAUUCCUUACCCGCAUGCAGUGAACUUCUGCGAUGGAGAAUACGCCAAGGCCAUCACCCAGCUACUAUUUGUCACAAUCAUGUCUUCCUAGAACAGAAGAGAAAAUAGAUUCAUUCGAUUCUUGAAAGCAGUUUUGCAUUGUACAUUUACAAAGCGUUGGGAAAAGCGUUGCGUAAAUCGUUGCGUAAAGCGUUGCAUAAACUCUCUCUAUUGACUCUCUUGCACCUAGAUAUAUCAGUGGCCUAUUCGUGAGAUUAUCCGGGGUACAUCCAAGAGUGUUAAGAAACUCUAAAACAGACCUUGCAAUACCCAUGUUGAGAACUGGCAAUGGCCAGAAAUCUUUUGCGUAUCGUGGGGCCAGUCUCUGGAACAGUCUCGAUUUUGACACAAAAAUGGCUCCCUCAAUCAAUGCCUUCAAGUCCAAACUCAAGGAAAAAUAAUCAUUUUUUAUAUAUAAAUCUUUGAUUUAGCCAUAUUCCGAACUUUUUAUUGUAAAUUUUAUUGUAUAUAACUUUUUAAUUUUGUAAGUAGUUUUUUGCAGGGUCAAUUGUAAAACAGUAUUUAGACUGAAUUUGUACCCUGGGUAAAUAAUUUUGAAAUGAAAUUAAAUGAAAUAAAGCAAUGCGUAAAACGUUGCGUAAAGUGUUGCGUAGAGCGUUCCUUAAGGGUACCGGGGUGGAGGAUUUUGACAGCUUGCUGAGGAUGUAUUAUCAUGGGUGCAAGUACAAAGCAGUUGUCUUAAAGAUAAUAUUGAUAGUAUUGAUAAUAUAGUCAUCAGUAUAUACCGUUUGCACUUAUCAGACACCACAUCAGAAAUUCACGAACGAGGAUAGGUGUUCGUUACUUUGUAGAAUCUGAUUUGCACUACGCGAAUCUAACACACGCCGCGAAGUGAUCUUUUUAGUCCUUGAGCAUAUCCAUACAAAUAUGUACAAACCUUGUUUGUAGUGUAUGCGUCCCAGAUUAUGAUUUUGCCAUCCUAGAGAUGAAAAUAAUAUUAACACAGCAUUAAGGACUUAUACUAUAGCUCAUCAAGUUGGUUCCUUCCUUUAGGGUUUAUUGAGUAGGUAUGUUUAUGGACGGGAGCUACUUCGAGGGCCGAAAGUCGAGGGACUAACCUUUCACAAUUUUUAAAUCCACGUAAUCUGACAGUUUACUUAGAAAAUGUAGUAAAUAAGGAACGCCGCGAGAACUCUAUCGGAGUCCGUAGAGCAGCCUGCCAUUGUGGUCUUUCUUUUAUUGACACACUCAAUGGUGGUGCCAGGGGAGGACUAGAGGGGGCAACAGCCCCUCCGUCGGAAGCAGCUAGCCCCCCCAUCGGAGUAAAUUUUAGGUUAUUGUCGGAACAAAUUUGAAAAAAUAACGUACGAAAACUGCUUAUUUUUAUCAUUUUGGCCCCCCCUGUCGGAAGUAAGAUUCAGUAUUCCAUUUUCCGUUAAAAGUGUUACAAGAGGGUGAGUAGGACGAGUGGUGAGGAGGACGAGUGGUGAGGAGGACGAUAAGGAGAGGGGGUGAGUUGGACCAAUUUGAUGUGGUUCCUCGUUAUAUGGUCUCGUGGCCUAUAAGCUAGUAAAAUGGGCUGUAAACAAGUUCCUCAUAUGGAACAGUAGCGCACGUAUAAAGUCUGAGGUUGCUUAAUGCCAUGGCACAUCUCAAGUUCUCAUCAGUUUUUCAGUUUUCAUCGUUCAUCAAUCAAUCCUAAAUACAAUUCUACAUAAUACACUACACCUAAAUACAUAAGAAAAUAUCGCACUACACAAAAAUAAAUUAAAAUUAAAGAUUACAGAAAAAGAACUUUACAUAGGUUAACUAAUCGAGAGAGAGUCAUAUAUUUUAUUACAACAUAUUUUAUUAGAAUCGAGAUAAAAUGUUUGCCAGGUUUUACUGAAGAGACCAAAUGAAUAGCAACAAUUUAGAGAGAUAUUCCCUAAACUACCUCCCUAGAAUACUCCCAGCAUUGGAUUUGAUAGAGAUUGGAUUCUUCAAUUGUUUCUAUUUGAACUUCGAUACAUGAAGUAAAAUCUUACAAACCUGAGAACUGCUGACAAGAUGCUGCCCGUCACUCGCCCAGUCUAACGCCAAGACUUUUGUUUGGUGUCCUUUUAACGUCCUUCUCGCCUUUAGUUGCAGAGGCUGGAGACUUGGCAUUGUCAACGAGACACUUUCAACUAAAACGUUGCCAGUGCAUUGAGUUAUCAGGAAGGAAUAUAAGAAAAAUCAAUGCAAUAACUGUUCAGAAUUUUGAUAAGCUUUAUAUCCUUGAAAGAUAAACAGAUAUAUUAUGACGAUCAAUAUUAAUUUACCAUGAGUAAAGAGACAUAACACUUUAAAAUUAAUUUCUAAGUAAUUAAUCUUUUGGCAAAUUAAUUACUUUGCUUUGUAGAAGGGAUACAGCUCUCUCUUGUUUAGAAAUUAAAGUCAGGUCCGUAAGUCUUAUUCACCAAGAUCGCCCCAAUCUAACCUAGAUUCCAUAUUUGUUUACAUUUGACAACCGGCCUAACCCAUCAAGUAAUAUGUUUCGUUUGAAUAAUUUCAACUCACGGUCAGCAUCAUAUAACUUUCUCUUCUCUUCUUCGAGCUUGCUUUUCAAAUGUUGUGCCUCCUUCGUUAGAGAUGCAAGCAUAUCCCCUCCAGACUCUGCUCUCUCUCUUUUUAUUGGUGCAAGGGGCUCGCUAGCCAUUUUCGCAUCUGGUCACCCGGAAGUCGUGCGUGAAGAA